UUCGAAGUUUACGGCUUUCUGAUUGGCUACUCUCCCGAGUCCGUUAGGACCCACCCCUCCCCUUUGCACACGGAAGCCCCGCCCUCUUUCUCAUCAUGGCUCCUGCGGCGGACAGGCAGGGUUUCUGGGGUGCUCCGACUUCAACGUUGGACUGGUGCGAAGAGAACUAUGUCGUCUCGUUUUAUAUCGCGGAAUUCUGGAACACAGUCAGUAACCUGAUAAUGAUCCUUCCUCCCAUUUACGGGGCGUUACAAACGCUUAAGAACGGACUCGAGGUCCGCUACGUGUUGUCCUUUUUAGGACUUGCGGCUGUUGGCGUCGGUUCUUGGUGCUUCCACAUGACACUACAGUAUGAAAUGCAGUUGCUAGACGAGCUGCCGAUGAUCUACAGCUGCUGUGUCUUUGUGUACUGUUUAUAUGAAUGCUUCAAGCAAGACAGCGCAGUUAACUAUUUGCCAGUUGCACUCCUCCUCUUCUUCAGUAUUAUAGUCACUGUGGUGUAUUUGCUGUGGCAGGAGCCGGUAUUUCAUCAGGUCAUGUAUGCGGUGCUGGUGGCUUUCUUAGUGUUCCGGUCUGUUUUCAUUGUCACAUGGGUGUAUCCGUGGCUGAGAGCGCUGUGCUACACGUCAUUAUCCAUCUUCCUGUUGGGAUUUGUUUUAUGGAACGUUGAUAAUAUAGCCUGCGACUCUUUAAGAGCCACGCGACAGAAGCUGCCUCCUGUAGUCGGAGCAGUGACACAGCUCCAUGCGUGGUGGCACAUUCUGACAGGACUCGGCUCCUACCUGCACAUACUCCUCAGCCUCCAGAUUCGGACAACCUACCUCAAGUACAGACCGAAAGUAAAGUUUCUGUGCGGCGUUUGGCCCGUGCUAUGCGUGGAGUCCCAGAAGACGAGUUGAAGGCGCGGUGAGGGGGUGAACACGGCGGCGGAUCACACGGCUCCGACGCCCAGUGAAGCCCAGCCGCUCGCCUCCAGCCCAGUCGGGGACGUGAGCAGCAGCUGGACGUACCCACGAUCCCCUACUUCACUUUGCUGAGUAUAGCUUGGAGACACUUUCCCUGCUGCGGAAAAAAGGCUCCGGUUGUGUUGAUUCAUCACCGAUUAUGUCAGACCUUUGUGGAAGGAGACUGCACACACUUUAUUUUUGCACACCGCUGACGUACGUUACCAUUCGCUGCAACACACACACACCUACACACUCUCUCUCUCUCUCUCUCUCUCAUAUGAGAGACUAACCCUACUUUCGCACUAGCAAGCAACAAACCAGUGGUCGACUAUUUUCUACAUACCAAUGCAUAUACAGACAUUACGCAUAAAAUACAGCUUGUAACGUUCCUAGUGCACUUAACUUGCUUUGCUAAUCUACUACAAAGCUUAUCAUGUAACAUGUAACUCAAACUUCAAAACAUUUCAAACAAAAGCGAUGAUUUAUUUUGGCAUCUUAUUGUUUUUCGUCAGACCUAAAGAGGCUUGUUGCUCGCUAGCGUGAACCUAGAAUCCGUGCGUAGCGGAUAGAGACGUCGGUGUGUGACUUUAUUAUUUUUUAAAAAUUUAUUUAUUUUCUCAAAAUAUCUACCUAGGAAUGAUGUAAAAACCUGAUCCUGAUCGACAUUGAUUACGAACCAUAUCUAAUCGUUAUCCGCCUAAUCACUAAUAUCUGUUUCGGAUCAAUUCAGCUGAUAUCACUGCAUCAUCGUCAAUGUGUGUGGCUAUUUAAAAAAAAAAAAAAAAAAAGAUUUGCUUGUUUUUUUUUUUUUUAAAGGGUCAAAGUGAAACUUGAGAUUGGGGAUAGCUUGAUGGUAAUCAUAUGGAAAAGAAAUCAGAUUGAAAUCUGGAAAUCAACUGGAAUUGAUUGAUUUAUUAUUCUUUUUUUGGUUAUUUAUUAUUUUAAAAAACAAAACAACAUUUUUUUUCUGUUUCUUUUGUGAACUGGAUCCGCAUCUUUGAAGGACGUGACUGAAUGCAUUAAUUUCACAUUGUGCUACUGUGCAGAAAUACUGUAAACUACAUUGGUAGUGUUUCAUGUGUUUAGUGAAUGUAAGGGCUUUCGUUUUAUUUCAAUAUUGAGGAUGCAUCGAUACCGAUAUCAGUCAGAGAUGAAUUAUUCAUAAAGAAAUCAGCCGACGCGGUGGUUUAAAAUGAGCGCGUCGGAAGAUAUUCACUUCAUUCCCGUGAGCGCGGAGACACGCCCCCUUUUCCCUCGCUCAAGGUGCGAUUUACAGCACUCGGUGAUUUUGAAUCACCACGCGUUCAUGAAAUGAUUUAAAACGCCAUCGCAUCCUCAAAUUUUAAACUAAAAUAAAAGGUAUCGAUGCAUCCCUAAUUUCAGCCUAUGAUGUUUUUUUGUUUCUAACCUGUGAUGGCAUUCAUUUUUCUGUAGUUAUUAUUAUUAUUAUGUUUAAUUUAUACACACGUAUAAAUGGAAGGUUUUUGUCCUCCUUCUGAGGCAAGGAAGUAUUUUAUGAAGGAACGAUCGCCAGUGAAGUGACGUGUAAUUGCCGCGGGGAAAAAAGGACGAAUGACGUAAUCUAUCCGUUUCGUCAUUCCGAUAAACGCUAAGGAGUGAUCGAUGCUAAUUCGGAAAGUCGUUCAGGAAGCCAGUCAUUUGUCCGUUGUCAGUUCUCAACUCUAUGCACAAACGUCAUUCGUUAUUUUUGAUCACUUUCCUGAGUAGCACAGAGCUUCUGUACGGUGCCUGUUCAUCUACAACCAGGUUACCUCCUGCUGAAAUCACGUUCAGUUACUUGAACGACCAGUGUGAAUCAUGGAAAUUGUACACACAUGUUUUUGUACUCGUCCAGUGAAUGUUGUUGUUACCAUGCUGUGUUACAUGUAUUCAUCUCUGCAUCACUAUGUCACUAUAUGAAGCUGCAGUCUAACAUGUAUUCCAACUGAAAUGCUGCUUUGGUUAGAGUGGACCUGCUGAUAUUAUGGGUGCCUUAGAUGUAGUCCUAGUGGAACUGUAUUUUACCAUCAGGACUUGAUAUUACCACAUAUUACCUUGCUUCGAUGUCUCGGAUGUCGGACGUUAGUUUCCGAACGUGUUCUGCUCCUCCUGGUGGUGAAUUACCGCCAGUACUGUUCCCGUGCCAUCAUGUGACAGCAUGGCUCGACCACCUCGUUUCCUUCUGUGAAAUCUCUGAACGUAUCAUGUUGAAACCACUGCACAAGUUCCUGUCUGGAAGCAGUACGCGUUCCCUUCAACUGCCGAACGUUGAGUCAUUUCAGAACGAUGUGAUUAAAGUGGGUGUAGUUGGA
Molecule: messenger RNA, 3259 nt
Organism: Ictalurus punctatus (channel catfish)
Lineage: Eukaryota; Metazoa; Chordata; Actinopteri; Siluriformes; Ictaluridae
Gene: acer3
Product: alkaline ceramidase 3
Exons: 11
Coding region: 96-899 (267 amino acids)
Biological process (GO): ceramide metabolic process; phytosphingosine biosynthetic process
Cellular component (GO): endoplasmic reticulum membrane
Source: RefSeq, a predicted model, not a curated record